ACAACCUACCAACACCAUUCAAGCCUUGGUCUGUGUAUUUUGUCACAGGGCAACGGAGGAAAGGAAGAAAUCGCUCCGAUUUAUGUGCUGAAAUUUGCAAGAAAACCUAGCUAAACUGUUGAGAAGUACCGAUUUACAUAGAUAUAACAAGUAAGGUAACAUUUAGGUAGUAAAUAUGUCUGUACUAGCAACCCCACCUGAAAGACCAGAGGCCAAAACAGACCUCUAUCCAUCCAUGGAAAUGGAGAUGGAUUAUCAAGGUAACACUGGAAAUGAUAUGGGCAUCUCAACAGUGGGCUUCCGUAGCAAGAAAGUCACCCCUGCAGAGUGGCAUGAGGCAAAUUAUUCAAAAUACUAUCAGUCUUUUGCUGACCGGGACAAUGCAGAAAGAGUUCGCCACGAGUCGAAAAGAACACAGAAGGAAACGGAAGCCACAACAAACCAAACACAGGCUGAUGUCACAAAGAAGCUUGGUGAACGUUUACAUGACAUUAACUUCUGGAAAUUCGAGCUUGAACGUGAGAUUCAGGACGUAAUAAAUGAAACUGAUCUGCUCCUUAGCCAGAAGAAGAGGUUGGAAAAUGCUCUACGGGCAACAGAGGUUCCUCUUCAUAUUGCAACUGACAACUUGAACUGUCGAGGUGAUGGAAGGAGGCUUGGUGUUGACCUUGUGCAAGAUGAAGUGGAAUUAUCUCUGCUAAAAGAAGUUGAAAUCAUCAAUAAUGUGCAAGAUCUUCUAAGAAAAACCAUAGUCCAAGCCGAGAACCAAAUCAAGUUUAACAGGGAUGCUAAACAAAAUCUUGAAAUGGACUGGAGUGAUAAGAAGGAGGCUGACGAAAUUGAUUCAAUCUGUGGUAUACUUCGAAAUAAUAGCACCAACAAGCAAUUCUAUGCUGGAGCAGCCAAAUUUGAAGAGAUCCAAUCUACGCCAGAGUCCUGGGCCCAGUUCUCACACGACAACAUUGUUCGAGCUGAGCAUGAGCGAAUGGCUUCAAAUCAACUCCGUACAUUGAUUGACAACGUUCUAAAUGAUACGUCACGAGAUAUGACUGAGCAAUGCAAUGCUGUCGAUGUUGCUUUCAACAAGAGAGUCGAAGAGAUGCAAGAUGCUCUGGCCAAGCUUGAGGAACAUUGCAAGAAGGAAUGCGAUGAGAUUACCAGAAUGGAGAAGAAUAUUGCAGGCUUGAAACAGAGCAUCCGAGACAAGGAGGAUCCAAUGAAGGUUGCACAGACUCGUCUCUACAACCGAACCAAGAGACCUGGUGUGGAGAACUGCAGAGACCCUGCACAAUACAAACUUGUCGAAGAAGUCCACCAGAUCGCUGCCUCAGUUGAUGCUCUCCAUGAACAGCUCAACCAGUCUGAAAACUCACUCAAAGCAAUGAUGGAUACUCGCAUGGCGCUCGAGAAGGAGAUUCUCCACAAGAAGAACAGCAUCUUCAUCGACAAGGAGAAGUGUAUGACCCACCGCACCCGAUACCCAACGAUAUUGCGCCUACAGGGAUACCAGUAGGAAAAUAGUUCCUUACAAUGCCAGUGAACUUCUCAACACACAGACUUGUGUCAUGUUUUAAGUUAAUGAAUAAUACAAAACAAAUGAGGAAUAUCUGUGAUCACUGCAUUUUUAUUCUUUUACAAGUUAUUGUAUCUCCUUUUUUUUUCCUUGGAAGAUAAUGAGUAUGCCAUCUUAGAUUAAUAUUUAGGUGCCCACUGUUUUGUGUGGAACUGGAACAUGUGUAUUGGAGGAUUUUCAAAUCAGUAUUUCAAUCUUUGUUAGGGUUCAUGGUCUCAGUGAUGUCACACCCUGAAACUACUGUAAACAUGAAAAUAUUUGCUUGCCUUUUAUUAUUGUAUUUACAAAAAGCUGCAAAAAAUAAAUGGUCGUGCAUUUUCACGAAAAUUCACUGUGAAUAUUUUUGAGUCUACUGUGUCAAAACCACAGCUUUGAAGAAAAGAACCUCAAUAGACAAUGUUUGUUCUCAACUCCUUUGAUAUUUGAAGCUGGAAACCAAAUAAGAAUUACAUGCGUUGAUUCAUCAUAUAUUUUUGAUUGUAAAUUUAAUUGUCAAUAGCCUGUACAUGUAGAAUAAGCAAUAGCAAAAAGACAAUGAUGUACAUAGGAUGUAAUGAUUGGAAAGCUUUUGAAAUUUGAAUAAAGGAAGCGGAAACAGUUCCAGUAUCUUUGUGCAUGUCCCUGAUCAGUUUAGUAAACGUUUUGCUUGCCGUUACUCCGUCCAUUUUGUUUUUAGUCUAGUUUCAUACUUGGAGCGUAUUGUUGAUGGAAUUUUUUCCAUCCUACUUCAAAAUUGUUUUCAAAACACUCUGUCAUGGAUUAUUUUGAUCUCAGUGAGGCUUUAGUUAUAAGGUCAACUGAAAACAUAUUUAAAUGCACAGGGUAAGUUAAUCUUGCCUUGCCCCAGCCUUUGCUAUAUUAACACUAAUUGUUGUGAAUGUAAAUACACGUGUCGUAUACUGUGGCUUUCCUAAUAAAGUUUUCACAAAUCA
Molecule: messenger RNA, 2505 nt
Organism: Lineus longissimus
Lineage: Eukaryota; Metazoa; Nemertea; Pilidiophora; Heteronemertea; Lineidae
Product: tektin-4-like
Exons: 6
Coding region: 176-1513 (445 amino acids)
Biological process (GO): cilium movement involved in cell motility; cilium assembly
Cellular component (GO): microtubule cytoskeleton; nucleus
Source: RefSeq, a predicted model, not a curated record